UUUACUUCGAAAAUUAUAUUCAAAAAUUAUUUUAAAAAUGUAAUCUAAUCAGAUAAUUAUCGAUAUUCAAUUAAAGUGAUUUCUUGUACAAAUAAUAUACUCAACAAAUUCUAUAUAUUAAAUGGUUUGAAUCAUCAAUAUAGAUCCAAAUCAGGCCUAUAAAUGCCCAACACUCCUCUCCCUGUCCAAUUUAAUGAGAACAAGACAGAGAUUAAGAUUUGUUAGUGCAUUAAAAAAGUGAUUCAAUGGGACUAAUUAGUAAUUACCCUUUAAGGGAUGAAAUAAAACUGCAAGAAAUUCAUCCAUAAAUAGAAUAGAAUAUCUCUUUCUCUUUACGAUUUUGCAGUCUCCGGUCAGAUUAAUCUGCAUUCCAAACCAACAACCAAACUACACACACCCAAAGCGCACGCGCCUAUCUACUACCUCAUCAUAAGCGGUUUCCCGAGCUGUUUUUUCCCCGUAAACCACCUCAUUAAACCGCUUUUCCUUCAUAAUCUGCACGUCUACGCCUUCCUCCUCCGAAGAAACUCUCUCUCUCUCUCUCAACAGUUGAAGUCUCUCUAUCUCUAUAGUCUGUCUCUAUAGUUUCAGUCUCUAUAUAGCUCGUUUGGCAAGUUCUACACCGGACUGUAUAACUCUCGAUCUCCAUCUAUAAUUUUGAAUUUUGUUUCUCUCUCUAUAUUUACAUGUCAUAUCUCUAGUCUCUCUCUCUCUCUCUCUCUCUAUAUAUAUAUAUAUAUGUAUUCACUAUAUGUGAUGCGAGUAUUGUCGUCGUGAGAGAGCAUUUUUCUCGAUGGCUUUUCCGAACCACCAGUCUCAGGAAAUGGCGUUCUCUGACCAACACUUAGCCGAGAACACGUCGGUUUUACGAACUAUAUUGCCUGAACAGCUCGGCCAGUCCGCCGGAAAUCCGCAGGAGCAUCACCACCAACCGCCGCAACAACCACCACAACAAGUCGGUGUUGGACCGACAUGGCUUAACAGCGCGAUUCUCCGGCAGCAGAACCAGUACGGUGACGGUAAUUUCCUCAAUUUACACACCAAUUCCGAUUCGACGACCACGUCGCAGCAGCAGCAGCAAGGGUCGAAUCAGUGGCUCUCGAGAUCAAUUCUUCAGCGCAACGAAGUGCAGGUCUCGAACGAUUCGAUGAUGGCUGCUGCGGCGAUAUCGCACGAAUCGGCUGAUUUGAACAACAAUAAAGUGGAGAACAAUGGAGGAGAGAUAACAGGGAGCGAUGUUCGUGGUGGCGAGGGAGUUAUGAAUUGGCAGAGUGCUAGGCUCAAAUCUGAAAUUCUGGCGCAUCCGCUUUACGAGCAGUUGUUAUCGGCUCAUGUUGCGUGCUUGCGUAUCGCAACACCGGUGGAUCAGUUGCCGAGGAUUGACGCUCAGCUCGCUCAAUCGCAGCACGUGGUGGGGAAGUAUUCGGGUCUCGGCCAUGGUAGCAUUGGUGAUGAUAAGGAGCUCGAUCAAUUCAUGAAUACAAGUAACCAUCAAUACGCUUAUGUACUCUUGCUCUGUUCUUUUAAAGAACAACUGCAACAACAUGUUCGUGUGCAUGCAAUGGAAGCAGUAAUGGCUUGCUGGGAGAUUGAGCAAUCCCUACAAAGCUUAACAGGUGUUUCUCCUGGAGAAGGCACAGGGGCAACAAUGUCUGAUGAUGACGAUGACCAAGUAGACAGUGACACAAACUUGUUUGAUGGAAGUUUGGAGGGUGCUGACAUCUUGGGUUUUGGUCCUCUCGUCCCAACAGAGAGUGAAAGAUCCUUGAUGGAGCGUGUGAGGCAAGAGCUGAAGCAUGAACUGAAACAGGGUUACAAGGAGAAAAUCGUUGACAUUAGGGAGGAAAUCUUACGCAAGAGAAGGGCAGGAAAGCUCCCUGGUGAUACCACUUCUAUGUUGAAGGCUUGGUGGCAAUCACAUUCUAAGUGGCCGUACCCAACUGAGGAAGACAAGGCAAGAUUGGUCCAGGAAACAGGGUUGCAAUUGAAACAGAUAAAUAAUUGGUUCAUUAAUCAGAGGAAAAGGAAUUGGCACAGCAAUUCUUCCACUUCUACAGUCUUGAAGAGCAAGCGCAAAAGUAAUGCAGGUGACAACAGCGGUGAUUGUUUCAUGUGAGUGAAGGACAAAUUCGUAACACAAUCAACAAUAUAUUUCUUCAUGCCUCCACUCCAGUGAUAAUCCAGAAUCAGUACAUGUAUCUACAUAACAAAAUAGGACAGUAUAGUGCUGCUUGUGAACAUUACAGCGUGCAAAUGAGAGAAUAGGUACACAGGUAUGUAUGCACAAAGGACUGCAGAUGGUAUACUGUAUGUGCUGUGAUGUCAUUAGGAAGUUCAAUUAUUAGAAUAUAUGACAAAACUGAGUUGGGUAGCAUCAUAUAUUUGCGGUUCAUGAUUUUGUUUACGUUUUACAUAUCUGUGAAUAAGAAUAGAGACGGGUUGUGGGUGUAUAGUGUAAUAAUCUCUUUCAUAGCAAUCAUAAAUUUUCUAGCAGUGUUUAGUAAUGUAGUCUUAAUAGUUGUUGCAUCUGUUGAAUGUAUUUAGUAGUUACAAUAUUUUUCUUCUUUCCCUUUUGGCAUAUUUUGACACUAUUAGAAGUCGUCAAGUGUCCUCUUAGUCCAAUUUUCCUUCAUUGUAACAGUUGUAUUUUUAGUUUGGGAAAAAAUUGAGGCAUCAUGUCUGA
Messenger RNA from Camellia sinensis, 2683 nucleotides. Lineage: Eukaryota; Viridiplantae; Streptophyta; Magnoliopsida; Ericales; Theaceae. The record is from RefSeq and is a predicted model, not a curated record.